This is a messenger RNA of Megalops cyprinoides (Indo-Pacific tarpon), 1090 nucleotides long. Its product is annotated as regulating synaptic membrane exocytosis protein 1-like. NCBI's taxonomy places the organism in Eukaryota, Metazoa, Chordata, Actinopteri, Elopiformes, Megalopidae. Gene Ontology annotation, cellular component: presynaptic membrane; cytoskeleton of presynaptic active zone. Gene Ontology annotation, molecular function: small GTPase binding; transmembrane transporter binding. Gene Ontology annotation, biological process: calcium ion-regulated exocytosis of neurotransmitter; regulation of membrane potential; positive regulation of synaptic transmission. The record is from RefSeq and is a predicted model, not a curated record. The transcript has 7 exons. The annotation marks the transcript as partial.
AGGAGGAAAAACGCCGAAUAGAAACAAGCAUAUCCGUGGGUGCCCGCAACCAUGAACGGCUUGCACCGUUUGCCCGAGCCCCCGCUCUGCCCGAGGACUAUGUCGUGAACAGCGGGUUUCGUCACUCGGGAUAUUGUCAAUAAAACGACACGCCAAGAAGGGAUAAAAUAUGUCCGCUUCUGUGGGGCCCCGCGGCGGCCCUCGCCCACCCACCGCGCCGCCUUCUAUGCCCGAACUGCCGGACCUCAGUCACCUCACGGAGGAAGAGAGGAAAAUUAUUAUGGCUGUAAUGGUUCGGCAGAAGGAGGAAGAGGCGAAAGAAGAGGCCAUGUUAAAAGAAGAAAAACCCAUAGAAGCAAAAACUGUUCACCUUCUGGGAAAGAAGCCUCCUCCACAGAAUGACAUCAGCCGGCUGCAGCAGCAGUUCGAGACCUACAAGGAGCAGGUGCGUCGGAUCGGCGAGGACACCCGCCGCCAGCAGGGUCAGCACAAGGACGACGCCCCCACCUGCGGCAUCUGCCACAAGACCAAGUUCGCCGACGGCUGCGGGCACCCCUGCUCCUACUGCCAGACCAAGUUCUGCGCCCGGUGCGGGGGCCGUGUCUCCCUGCGCUCCAACAACGAGGACAAAGUGGUGAUGUGGGUUUGCAACCUGUGCCGUAAACAGCAGGAGAUCCUCACCAAAUCAGGGGAAUGGUUCCCGGGGCGGGGCGGAAAGCCCCCCGGCCUGGGGGCGGCCGUCAGCGACCCGGCCAUGUGCGCAGAGGCUGAGCGUGAGAAGAAGGUGCGCUCCCGCUCUCAGAUCCCCCUCGGCAGCCAGGACGCCCCGCCACCCGCCCCCGCGGACCCCCGCAAGGGACCCGACUCCGCCCCCACAGAAUCGCCCACCCUCAGGUCCCGCAGUGAGCCUCCAAGAGACAGGAAGAGGCCGGUGUCGGUCCCAGAGCAGAACGGGAGGUCAGGGGUGCAGGCGGAGCGCCAGCGGGGUCCGGGGAAGCUGCCGUCCCAGGCCUCGGAGGAGAGGCGGGAGGGGAGGAGGCUGACGAAAGCGCGGUCGCAGGAGCACCCCAGCACAGAGCCUGAGGGGGGG